Molecule: messenger RNA, 1329 nt
Organism: Peronospora farinosa
Lineage: Eukaryota; Oomycota; Peronosporomycetes; Peronosporales; Peronosporaceae
Source: the annotation of a GenBank genome assembly
AUGGUAGACGUGGUGCACUUCCUGAGCGCUGCAGUCGUCACCGACGAUGACGCAGACAACGUCCAAGGUAAAUGGAUUGGCCUGGGUAUCGUUAUUGCCUCUGCUGUGCUCUCCAAUCUCGGCGUGAACGUGCAGAAGCUCUCUCACGUGCGGGAGGAAGAGAAGCCCGUGUUAGAGCGACAGACAUACUACACCCGUCCAUUAUGGCUGAUUGGCUUGAUCUUAAUCGCUCUGGGUGCGAUUGGGGACUUUGAGGCGCUAGGUUUUGCUCCUCAGGCUCUGGUAGCAGCAGUAGGUGGCGGUUUUACUGUGUUGGCCAACGUGUUUUUCGCCCACUUGUGGUUGGGGCAGAUCCUGACCAAGACAGAUGUGCUGGGUACGUUGCUUAUCAUUAUAGGCGUCGUACUUAGUACUGUCGCCAACGAACCAGACGAGCAAAUGUCACUUGUGGAGCUGGAGAAACAGUUUUUUCAGCUUGGUUUUUUUAUCUAUCUUGGUGUUAUGACAGCUGUCCUAGUCAGCAUUUUUGGACAGAUUGAAGCUAUAUUGAGACUCCCAAGAGCACAGAACGAGUCCAAGUACAGGUUACUGCCUUUCAUGUACGCCACGGCGUCAGGUAUCUUUGGCUCCUUCUCGGUGUUGUUAGCCAAGUGUGCAUCGAUCCUGCUUAUAUUAACGUGCAGUGGAGAUAAUCAAUUCGUCUACUGUACGACGUACUUGUUCAUGGGCGGUAUGAUUUGUACGCUGAUACUACAAACGGAUUUAUUGAAUCGUGCUAUUAUGAGUGGAGAUACACUCAGUGUUUUUCCAAUGUUCCAAUGCUUCUGGAUUGGGUCCAGUGUCAUUGGUGGCGUGGUGUUCUACGAAAAGUACAUGCGAUUCUUGCUUUUUGACUGGAUUUGCUUACCGAUCGCACUAGCGUUUAUUAUCGUUGGCAUUUACCUGCUGGCAAAACAUGGUGAAAGAGAAGUCGAUGCUCCGGAUGAUCCAGCGCACGCUACUCCGAGUCGUCGUGCACAUUUGACGGGUCAUUUUGGUGCGCUUAUGCCACUGUCACCGCAAGGCCGUUCGUACAAUACUUUUAAUCAAAAAAGCUUCCAAGACCACGAAAACGAGCAUACCCCAUUGCAGUAUACAUCAUCAAGCGACCGUGAUAUUGGGCUUACAACUGGGUACGCAAACGGAUUCACCAACGGACAGACUACUGAGCAUGGCCACAGCCACAGUCACGGAAACGGCAAAUCCAAUGGACAUUGGCAUGGACCUCACGGCCGAAGGCAUCAUAAUGCUGAUCUUGAGGAACAGCCUGUGUACAGCGGAUCUGUUUAG